Messenger RNA from Penicilliopsis zonata CBS 506.65, 2408 nucleotides. RefSeq lists its product as hypothetical. Gene Ontology annotation, biological process: DNA-templated transcription. NCBI's taxonomy places the organism in Eukaryota, Fungi, Ascomycota, Eurotiomycetes, Eurotiales, Aspergillaceae. The record is from RefSeq and is a predicted model, not a curated record. Gene Ontology annotation, molecular function: DNA binding; zinc ion binding. The transcript has 3 exons. Bases 272 to 2320 code for a protein of 682 amino acids.
CCCAGCCUCUGCGCCGAGAUUGCGGAGCUGUGUGACGUGCCGAAGCCGCAAAGUCCGGUGUGACAAGCUGUCGCCAUGUUCCAAUUGCCGGCGGGCGAAUAUCGUCUGCGUCGUGCCCUCGAGUGACCACCCGCCCCGCUGGGCGCGUCGUCUCGAGCGCAUCGCCAACGGUGCUGCUGCUACUGCAGUAGCAUCAGAAUCGUCAGACAAUCAGACAUCCCAGGUACCUCAGGCGGCGGCACAAACCGCCGAUCCUCGCGUGGACCAGGUCAUGGAGAGGCUACGGACGCUCGAGGCCCUCGUCACGGAACUGAACGGCCAGCUGGAGCAGGCUCACAGCACGGCGAAUUCUGUCGCGGGGAGCUCACCUGGGCUAGACCGUAACGCGGAGCACCAGCAACGGAGCUCGUCGUCGCCUGCCUCGGAGGCAAGCAGUUUUCAGAAGCAGUUCGGUAGGCUUGUCCUCGAGGAUGCCAACCGGAGCCGUUACAUCAGCAGCAGCUUCUGGUCUCGCGUCAGCGACGAGUUGGAUGUGUUGAAGAUGGAAACCCAUGGUCUUGCGGGCGACGAUUCGGAUACGUCAGAGGAUGAGGAGGAGCCAGCUGUGGACAGGGCAGAGCUGGAGUCAACGCCGUUAGAACGACAUGCGUUUCUAUUCCGACAUAAUCUGGGUCUCUCGGGGUCCAAGCUGUCGGACUUUCGCCCAUUACCGUCACAGAUUCCUUUUCUACUGGAGGUGUUCGCCGAGAAUGUGAACCUUCCGUUGCAAAUCCUCCACAUGCCCACCAUUACACGGAUGGUGCGUGAUUUACGUGGCAGCGACGAGGCCAGUCUCACCCCGUCCAACGAGGCCCUGAUGCUCUCGAUCUACUACGCAGCAAUCACCUCGAUGGAGGAAGACGACGUCAUGACCAACUUCGGGUCCAGCAAACAGGAUCUAAACGUAAAAUACCGGCGAGGUUUAGAGUACGCGCUUGCGGCAGCCGAUUUCCUCAAUGAACCCGAUCUAGUCCUGGUACAGGCACUCGCCAUCUUCCUUUGUCUAUUGCGGCGCCACGAGAGCCCGCGGUUUGUGUGGAUGAUGAUGGGGUUGUUGAUCCGGAUGGCCCAGGCGCUCGGCUUGCAACGUGAUGGCAGCCACUUCCCGCACCUGAGCCCGUACGAGAUCGAGAUGCGGCGGAGGGCGUGGUGGUGUGUGUGUAUGCUGGACAUUCGAGCCUCCGAGGACCAGGGAACCGAGUUCACGAUUACCGACGGGAGCUUUGACACCAGGCUGCCGCUGAAUAUCAACGACAGCGAUAUCGGGCCCGAAUCUGCGCAGGCGCCCGCGGAGCGCCAGGGCCUGACUGACAUGUCGUUUGCAUUGAUGUCCUUCAGCACAUGUGGUCAUGUGCGCCAGAUGAUGGCUCUGACGGGCAAGGAGGACACGGGUCUAGACCGACAGAGCCAGCUGCUGAACGCGAUGUACGAGCACCUGCAGCAGGAGUACCUACAGUACGCGAGCGAGUCGUGCCGUGUCAUCCACUGGGUGGCGGUGACGAUCACGCAGCUGGUCGUGGCCAAGAUGACACUCUACAUCUACCUGCCCGUGCUGUUCUUCUCGCCCAGCGACCGCUUCUCGGAUGAGGUCCGGGCCAAGCUGUUGACCGCGGCGAUCGAGGUGGCCGAGUACAACCACGCGCUGAAUGCGGAGCCGCGCUGCCGCCAGUGGCGCUGGGGCUACCAGACGUACACGCACUGGCACGCAAUUGUCUACCUGCUCAUCGAUGUCUCGCGGCGGCCGUGGUCGCCCAUGGUGGAGCGUGCCUGGGUGGCACUGCACAGCAGCUGGCUGAUCCCCGCGCAGUCGUACACGGACAAGAGCCGCCGUAUCUGGGUGCCGCUGCGCAAACUCAUGUCCAAGGCUCGGAAGCAUCGCCAGGCAGAACUCGCCCGGAUCAACCGCGACCCUGCCGUCGCGGAGCAGCUGGAGCGCGACGACCGUCGGAUCCCUGUGCCGGCCAGUCCGGGUCCGUUCCCCGCCGGAUCGGACGCUGUCCAGCUGUUUCGCGAGCGCUGGCGGCAGCUCGUCGCUGGCGGAGUGGUUUCCAUAGACAACCAAGUCGUCCACUCUAACCAGCCGAUCAUGUCUGGCGUUGGACUUUACCCGGGCAACCCCCCUGCUCCCCCUCUUCCCCCAACUGCCCCAGCCGACUGGUUCGGUCCGGGCAUGGCCGACUUUGUACCGUGCCUGUGGCCUGAAGACUCGGGGGAUGUGGGCGACGAGGUGGACUGGUAUAACUGGGUUGAGUCUGCCAGAAGUAUAGAACCGAAUAUAUAGUACAGAAAUACCACAACGCUAUACUCUACUACAUACUCUAGACCCUAUAAUAUAUUCUAUAAGUGAUACUACUAUAAGUAUUAUCAGC